GUUCUACCAGGUACAUUUUAUUAGGAAGAUUCAAAGUAGCAAGAAGUAUAAGCAGACCUGUGGCAGCUGUAUUAUCAGAAAAGUUGUGCUAGUUAUAAUAUAAACUAGUACAUAAAAUGAUUUCACCCACACGGGUAUGCGGGCUGUUUGUCAUCUUGGCUUCGCAAACAGUUCUGGCAUGUUUCUUUGACAAUGCUGUGCCACUUUGCUUCAAAGAUGACUUUGUCGUGGAGUGUCCGCCAUUUAUCCAGGCGUAUACAAUACUGCAGGCACCACCCCCGACCCUAACUUCGGCUACACCGAUACAAGUGGUGUGGGACAUGCAGUUGACACCGGAGACUCAGUUAGUAACCCCCCCUGGUGGUGAGCAGUAUUCGGCCUCUUUAUUAACGUGUACGGACAAAAUAGGCUACUGUUCUCCGGCAUGGACGAAUGAGCCCAUAGACGAGACAUUCGGCAAUGUGAACAACUGGCCGUCCGAGGGGUCCAUCGACCAGUUCUCCGUCGUCGGCUUUCUGAGCGAGGCACAGUGGUCGCUGUCUGUACUCACGCAGUUCAUUGUACUGGAUGCUGCGACGAAUGCGCAGGAGAAUUGGGCUAUCAUUAUAAACAUGCAGCGCCAGGUGGCUAAUGAACCCGCGGCGGACCAGAAUGUUGCUUGUCCAGGGUAUCCAUACCCUGUGUGCGAGGAGCUCGUUGACUGUUCAAUCAACUCGAUCUGUACGGGUGCAGGCACGCCCCCCAAUACUAUCAAUGAGCUGUGGACGUGCUUCUGCCAGGACGGCUUUGUUGGCGAUGGGGUCACGUGUGAUGCCGAACCUGCGGGAGAAAUAACCUCUACUGCAGACGCAUCAACGCUCAUACCGAUCGUUACGCCGGACUUGCCUACGAUCACGUUCGAACAAUCAUCGACUGACACCGCUAUACCUGUCCCCUCUCCCGAAGCCUUACCCACUACCGAACCAGUAUCGACUACAGCGGCAAUAACCGAUACUCUCACCGACGUUGUCGACACGCUUUCCUCGACGUCAAUUCCUGAGAGUGCCGAGACGGUGUCCACCCUUACGGAUAUUGGAGGCACAGUAACAGAUACAGAUACACUGGUAGAUGUGGUUGAUACUCUCACGUCUACUGUGAUUUCCGGGGGCGCGGAAACCAUAGCCACCACCGCCGAUGUGUUGACUACUUUGACCGGCACGGGCGAUCUGACUGAGAUUGUUGAUACAACUAACGUUGUGGAGACGCUAUCUUCGACUGCAAUCCCCAGCGGAGCGGAGACCAUAGCCACCACCACCGAUGUGCUGACUACGUUGACCGACAUAGGCGAUCUGACUGAGGUUGUUGAUACAACUAAUAUUGUGGAGACGCUGUCUUCGACUGCAAUCCCCGGCGGAGCCGAGACGCUGUCGACGACAACGGAUCUCCUGACCACAUUGACGGAUAUGAGCGAUUUAACAAAUGUUGUUGACACGACAAGUAUUGUCGAUACACUCUCUUCGACCGCGAUUCCGGGUAGUGCGAAAACCGAAACCACUACGACCGAAUUUUUGACCACUGUGACAGAUAUUACUGAUGUGAUUAGCACAGUUGACAUCACAGAUACCGUCGACUCUGCAUCCUCAACCGCGAUCACCAGUGGCGCUGAGACGUUAACAACCGCGACCGAUCUUUUGACGGAUACUACCGACUUAACGAGUGUUGUUGACACUACAGAUACCGUUCCCUUUCCCCCGGCUACCGAUAGCGCUGAAACGGGAACUAGCAAUUCCGAUCUGCAGUCAGCAUUGACGGAUGCAAGCGACUCAACGAGUCUUAUUGGCACUACCGAUGGUGUCGAUACGGCAUCCUCGACCCAGAUCACCAGUGGCACCGAACCCAUCUCAACCACGACAGAUGCUUUGUCAGAUAUAGGCGAUCUGACCGAUGGUGUCGACUCAUCCGAUGGCGUCGACUCGUCCGAUGGCGUCGACUCAUCCGAUGGCGUCGAUACUGUCUCCUCGAGCGCCAGUGCUGGCGGUGCAGAGACGGUCACGACGACGACUGACCUUCUGACCACCGUGUCUGAUGUCAGUGACUUGUCAGAUGUUGUGGCUACAGAGGACAUACAGACCACAACCGUUGACACUGAAAGUGGCGCUACGGAAGGUGUGGAAAGCGACGUCGUGGUUGAAAGCAAUAGCGAGAUAGGCUUAUCCGAGGCUGUAACAGAGACUGCUACCGAUGCCACAGAUGCUGUGCAGCCAAGCGAGGAGGAAUCUCCCGAGGCCAUCGAGUCCAGCGAAGAAGUCCUCACAACACUCACCUCAGAGACAAGCGCCACCGAAACUACCGAAACCACCUCAACCACCUCAAGCUCCAGCACAAGUGAGAUUGCAGCUAUACCUACCACGACCGACCCAACCGUACCGUCGGUACCUACCACGUUUAUUGUGGAGGGUAAUAUUGAAGAUUUUGACGAGCAGUCGUUUAUCCAGGAUCUUAGCGAUACGCUUGGCGUGCCCGCGAAUCAAAUCCAGGUGCUGGAGGCGGAAGCUGCCUCUGUGCGUGUACAGGUAUGUGCUGAGUGA
Molecule: messenger RNA, 2567 nt
Organism: Sphaeroforma arctica JP610
Lineage: Eukaryota; Ichthyosporea; Ichthyophonida
Exons: 8
Coding region: 117-2567 (816 amino acids)
Source: RefSeq, a predicted model, not a curated record